AUGGCUGGUUCGAAAACUGUGAAGAACCAGAAGGCCGACUCUGCCUCUAAGGAGAGGAAAACAGCGUCGCAACCACCAGCUUCCUACGAGUUUCUGGGCCAAAAGUGGCUUCUUAAAGAUCUUCCUGACAAGGCGUCGACCUAUAGAGCUCUACAAUGGACUGCCACUCUUAUAGCUUUUGCCGUGAGGUUCAAGGACCUACCGUAUCCUCGCGAAGUUGUGUUUGAUGAGGUCCAUUUUGGGAAAUUUGCGUCUUACUACCUCGAAAGAACAUUUUUUUUUGACGUUCACCCGCCUUUUGCGAAAAUGCUGAUCGCUUUCAUCGGAUGGCUCGUUGGUUAUAACGGAGCUUUCAAGUUUGACGACAUUGGAUUGAGCUAUGAUUCGAACCCGGCACCUUUCAUUGCCUAUAGAUCUCUCAGUGCAAUCUUGGGAACGCUAACUGUGCCAAUUGUGUUCAACACCGUGAAAGAACUCAAUUUCAGGGCUAUCACUUGUUUUCUCGCCGCAAUGCUCGUUGCGGUCGAUUGCGCCCACGUAAUCGAUUCCCGCUUGAUUUUACUGGAUGCAACACUCAUCAUCGCGGUGGCAAUGUCUCUCUACUGUUAUGUGCGCUUCUACAAAAUCCAAUUGCGGGCCCCAUUCUCGUCUGAAUGGUACGGGUGGCUAUACGCUACAGGACUUUCUUUAUCGUUCGUUAUGUCCACCAAAUAUAUCGGUGUCAUGACGUACGCGGCCAUCGGAGUUGGUGUAGCUUUCAACUUGUGGCAAUUGCUCGACGUUAGAGCCGGUUUGUCUCUCAGAGUUUUCGCCAGACAUGUGUCGCUGAGGCUCAAUGGCUUGAUUUUCGCUCCCUUCAUUGUCUACCUCUUUUGGUUCUAUGUCCAUUUUUCCAUCUUGACUGGAUCUGGUCCCGGUGAUGACUUUAUGUCGCCUCAGUUCCAGGAAACUCUAACGGAUUCUCCACUGGCCAAAGAGGCUAAACAGGUAAACUACUACGAUAUUGUCACCAUGAAGCACAAGAACACUAACGCUUUCCUCCAUUCCCAUACAGAGCUAUACCCUCUUCGCUACGACGAUGGCCGGGUAUCCUCAAAUGGCCAGCAAGUUACUGGUUAUACCUUCGAAGAUGUCAACAACCAAUGGGAAGUAUUGCCCACAAAGGAAUUGGCAUCAAAUGAAGGUCAACCCGUUCAUUUGGAUGAUGUUGUUCGUUUCAGACACAUUGUGACUGGUACGUAUCUGCUAGCACAUGAUGUUGCCUCUCCACUUUACCCCACCAACGAAGAGGUGACGACAGUAAACGAGGAGCUAGCAUUCGGGCCCAAUAGUCAUGAGACUUUGUUUCGUUUACAAUCUGCUAGCAAAGGUGACGAAAAACAAGAAUUGAAAACAAAAGCAUCAUUAUUCCGAAUUCUACAUACGGAUACCUCUGUGGCUCUUUGGACCCACAACGACGUGCUCCUUCCAGAAUGGGGGUUCAAGCAGCAAGAAGUUAAUGGUAACAAAAAACUUGCGGAUCCAGAAAAUUCAUGGUACAUGGACACAAUCAUAAACAUUGACGAUGCCCGGAAAGUUUACAUCCACAAACCUGUCAAGAAACUUUCAUUUUUUACGAAAUGGUCGGAGUUGCAGAGACUCAUGUUUGAGCACAACAACAAACUGUCUUCAGAACACCCAUUUGCAUCUAAUCCCGAGUCUUGGCCAGGUUCUCUAUCAGGAGUAUCCUUUUGGACCAAAGAUCAAGACCGUAAGCAGAUUUACUUCAUCGGAAAUCUGGUUGGUUGGUGGUCUCAAGUUGUUGCGCUAGCGAUUUAUUGUGGACUUGUGGCAGCCGAUCUUGUGGUAAGACGUCGUGGCAUAUUCCCAUUGAACAAAAUGGCCCGCGAAAAGUUGUACGGCCCACUUUCAUUCUUGUUCAUUGCAUGGCUGUGCCACUUUCUGCCUUUCUUCCUCAUGGGAAGACAGAAAUUCCUGCACCAUUAUUUGCCUGCCCACCUGAUCGCUUCCAUGUUCUCGGCAGCCCUUUGGGAGUUUAUCUUCACCGAAAACAAAUCACUUGAUCUUUCCAGAGAUGAGGAAGAUGCUGCAAAUCCUCAUGCAUCGGACCCUAAACUAAGCCUGGUUCCAUUGUGUGUGAUGGUUGUGGCUUUAUCUAUAGGGCUGGUAUGGCUGUUCGUCUUCUUCUCACCCAUUGUUUAUGGUGACAUUAGUUUGACUGUCGACCAGGUUAAAAGCAGGGAAUUUUUUAACAUGAAGCUGCAUUUCUCCAAAUAA
This is a messenger RNA of Lachancea lanzarotensis, 2277 nucleotides long. RefSeq names its product LALA0S18e00320g1_1 (gene PMT4). Bases 1 to 2277 code for a protein of 758 amino acids. The transcript has a single exon. The record is from RefSeq and is a predicted model, not a curated record. Gene Ontology annotation, cellular component: membrane; endoplasmic reticulum. Gene Ontology annotation, molecular function: dolichyl-phosphate-mannose-protein mannosyltransferase activity. Lineage: Eukaryota; Fungi; Ascomycota; Saccharomycetes; Saccharomycetales; Saccharomycetaceae. Gene Ontology annotation, biological process: protein O-linked glycosylation via mannose.